GAAGCUCAACACUGAAAACGUCCUCUCAGAUAAAGUCUUCAUUAUCAAUGUUUUAACUCUAAUUUCUUAGUAGAAUUUUAUUUUGAGAACAUUUGAACAUUUAUUUGAGAUGGCUCGGGGUUCGAAUGCUGGAUUUGAUCGUCACAUCACCAUCUUCUCACCUGAAGGAAGACUUUACCAAGUCGAGUACGCCUUUAAAGCCAUCACCCAGAGCGGCCUGACCUCGGUGGGCAUCAGGGGGACCGACUGCGCCGUGGUCGUCACGCAGAAGAAAAUUCCGGACAAGCUUCUGGACGCUUCUACUAUUACAAACAUGUUCCGCCUCACGCCGCGUAUCGGGUGUUUGAUGACUGGACACUACGCGGACGGUCGCUCUCAGGUGCACCGCGCCCGUCUGGAGGCGGCCGAGUGGAAGCACAAGUACGGCUACGACAUCACGGCGGACAUGUUGUGUCGCCGCAUGGCCGAUAUCUCACAGGUCUACACGCAGAACGCCGAGAUGAGACCGCUGGGCUGCUGUAUGAUGCUGAUAGCGGUGGACCCUAAGCUCGGCCCCGUCCUGUAUAAAUGUGACCCCGCCGGGUAUUUCUGUGGUUUCCACGCGGCGGCGGUCGGGGUGAAACAGACGGAGGCGAACGGCUACCUGGAGAAAAAAAUCAAGAAACGUCCAGAGCUCAGUUACCACCGCACCGUGGAGAUGGCGAUCUCCUGCCUCUCCACUGUCUUAUCAAUGGACUUCAAGGCCAGCGAGCUGGAGGUGGGCGUGGUUAGUAAAGACACGCCCAAAUUCAGAACUCUGAGUGAGGAGGAGAUCGAGACUCAUCUGGUAGCGAUAGCAGAGAGAGAGUGAACCUGACGCCCGUCCGGUCCUCCCCACAGACGUUCCUGCUUCAAAAGCAUAAUUCAUCUCUCAUGUAGUUUAGUUUCAGUACAAACUCACGUCAUGUUCGGGUUUUACAGAAUAAAAUUCAUCACGUUUGAAAUAAAUCGCUUCUAAUAAAUGUUGUAAUACGUCC
This is a messenger RNA of Trichomycterus rosablanca, 1016 nucleotides long. It is a transcript of the gene psma6l, whose product is annotated as proteasome 20S subunit alpha 6, like. The record is from RefSeq and is a predicted model, not a curated record. Bases 110 to 850 code for a protein of 246 amino acids. Gene Ontology annotation, biological process: ubiquitin-dependent protein catabolic process; proteasomal protein catabolic process. Gene Ontology annotation, cellular component: cytosol; nucleus; proteasome core complex, alpha-subunit complex. Lineage: Eukaryota; Metazoa; Chordata; Actinopteri; Siluriformes; Trichomycteridae. The transcript is spliced from 7 exons.